Molecule: messenger RNA, 5226 nt
Organism: Myotis brandtii (Brandt's bat)
Lineage: Eukaryota; Metazoa; Chordata; Mammalia; Chiroptera; Vespertilionidae
Gene: PHKA1
Product: phosphorylase kinase, alpha 1 (muscle)
Exons: 24
Biological process (GO): glycogen metabolic process
Cellular component (GO): phosphorylase kinase complex
Molecular function (GO): calmodulin binding
Source: RefSeq, a predicted model, not a curated record
CAUUCCAAGGGUCGUUAUGGCUGCUGUCGCUUUCUACGAGAUGGAUAUAAAACUCCUAAAGAGGAUCCCAAUCGUCUAUACUAUGAACCAGCCGAGCUGAAGUUAUUUGAAAAUAUAGAGUGUGAAUGGCCAUUGUUCUGGACAUACUUUAUCCUCGAUGGGGUCUUCACUGGCAAUGCUGAACAGGUUCAAGAAUAUAGAGAGGCUCUUGAAGAAGUCCUCAUCAAGGGCAAAAAUGGAGUCCCACUUCUGCCCGAGCUAUACAGUGUUCCCCUUGACAAGGUUGAUGAAGAAUAUCAAAACCCUCACACUGUGGACCGAGUCCCCAUGGGAAAAUUGCCUCAUAUGUGGGGUCAGUCUCUAUACAUUUUAGGAACCUUGAUGGCAGAGGGAUUUUUAGCUCCUGGAGAAAUUGAUCCCCUGAAUCGUAGGUUUUCAACUGUACCAAAACCAGAUGUUGUGGUUCAAGUUUCCAUUCUAGCUGAGACAGAAGAAAUUAAGGCCAUUUUAAAGGACAAGGGAAUUGAUGUGGAGACCAUUGCUGAGGUGUACCCCUUCAGAGUACAACCAGCUCGUAUUCUCAGCCACAUUUAUUCCAGCCUAGGGUGUAAUAGUAGAAUGAAACUCAGUGGCCGACCCUACAGACACAUGGGAGUCCUUGGAACUUCAAAACUCUACGACAUUCGGAAAACUAUCUUUACCUUCACUCCACAGUUUAUAGACCAGCAACAGUUCUACUUGGCUCUGGACAACAAUAUGAUAGUGGAAAUGCUUAGAACAGACCUCUCCUAUCUCUGUAGCCGCUGGAGGAUGACAGGACAGCCCACCAUCACCUUUCCCAUCUCACACACCAUGCUUGAUGAAGAUGGAACCAGCUUGAAUUCAAGUAUCCUGGCAGCACUCCGAAAAAUGCAGGAUGGCUAUUUUGGUGGGGCAAGGGUUCAAACAGGUAAAUUAUCAGAGUUUUUGACAACAUCUUGCUGUACGCAUUUGAGUUUCAUGGACCCUGGACCUGAAAGUAAGCUGUACAGUGAAGAUUACAAUGACUAUAGUGAGCUAGAAUCCUGUGACUGGAUGAAUAGCUAUGAUUCAACCAGUAAUGCUCACUGUGGUGAUGACGUUGCUCGUUAUUUAGAUCACCUUUUGGCGCACACUGCUCCCCAUCCUAAACUAGACCCUACCUCACAAAAGGGAGGGCUAGAUCGGUUCCGAGCUGCUGUACAAACAACCUGUGAUAUAAUGUCCUUGGUGACCAAGGCCACGGAGCUGCAUGUACAAAAUGUUCACAUGUAUCUUCCUGCAAAGGUAGUUCAGGCUUCCCGGCCUUUAUUCAACUUACUUGACUCACCUCCUCCCCCACAAGAGGACCAGGUUCCCUCAGUUCGUGUAGAAAUACAUCUUCCAAGAGACCAGUCUGGGGAGGUGGACUUCAAAGCACUGGUUUUACAGUUAAAGGAGACCUCCAGCUUCCAGGGGCAAGCUGAUAUCCUCUACAUGCUAUAUACUAUGAAGGGACCUGACUGGGACACUGGAUUGUAUGAUGAAGGGAGUGCAACAGUCAGAGAGCUGCUUACUGAGCUAUAUAACAAAGUUGGAGAAAUCCGUCACUGGGGCUUGAUCCGGUGUAUCUCUGGAAUCUUAAGGAAGAAGGUGGAAGCACUCGAUGAGGCCUGUACAGACCUUCUCUCCCACCAGAAACAUUUGACAGUGGGACUCCCUCCAGAACCUCGAGAGAAGACUAUCUCUGCACCUCUGCCCUAUGAAGUGCUCACUCAGCUGAUAGAUGAAGCCAGUGAAGGGGACAUGAGCAUUUCAAUCCUGACACAGGAAAUAAUGGUAUAUCUAGCUAUGUAUAUGCGAACUCAACCUGGCCUCUUUGCUGAAAUGUUUCGACUUCGAAUUGGUCUGAUCAUACAAGUUAUGACAACAGAACUGGCCCAUUCCCUUCGAUGCUCAGCUGAGGAAGCCACAGAUGGCCUGAUGAAUCUCAGCCCUUCAGCCAUGAAGAGCCUCCUGCAUCACAUUCUCAGUGGCAAGGAGUUUGGAGUAGAACGAAGUGUGCGCCCCACUGAUUCAAAUAUCAGCCCUGCCAUUUCUAUUCAUGAGAUUGGUGCUGUUGGAGCAACCAAAACUGAACGAACUGGGAUCACGCAGUUAAAAAGUGAGAUAAAGCAGUCCAACGGUAGUCACGCCCUGGGUAUAGAUUUGAUGUCACCGUCUUUUCUGUCACCUGGAACCUCUGUGACUCCAAGUAGUGGCUCCUUUUCUAGUGUAUAUGAUCAACAGACAUUUAAAGAUAAUCGUCAAGGUCAAUGGCAACGUCGAAGACGGUUGGAUGGAGCACUGAACAGAGUCCCAAUUGGAUUUUAUCAAAAAGUAUGGAAAGUUUUACAGAAGUGUCAUGGACUUUCAGUGGAAGGUUUUGUUCUACCUUCUUCAACCACUAGAGAGAUGACUCCAGGCGAGAUUAAAUUCUCUGUUCAUGUGGAGUCUGUCCUAAAUCGUGUGCCUCAGCCAGAAUACCGCCAGCUUCUGGUUGAAGCCAUUCUUGUCCUCACCAUGAUGGCAGAUAUUGAAAUUCAUAGUAUUGGAAGCAUUAUUGCUGUGGAAAAAAUAGUGCAUAUUGCCAAUGACUUGUUCCUUCAAGAACAGAAAACCCUCGGCGCAGAUGAUAUCAUGUUGGCAAAGGAUCCUGCAUCUGGCAUCUGUACUCUUCUGUACGACAGUGCACCCAGUGGCAGGUUUGGCACCAUGACCUACCUCUCCAAGGCAGCCGCCACCUACGUGCAGGAGUUCCUGCCCCACAGCAUAUGUGCCAUGCAAUGAGGCCUUUGGGCCCUGGCUACUAGGAGCCUUUUGCCAGCUGGUUCCUGCCUCCGCUGAUUGUGCAUGGAACUGAACUGUGAUGGCCUGAUCACUCCCACCCUGCCACAAGAAGAGUGAACUUUUCUGACAAACUAAUUGCUUUAGAAGAAGUGAACCCUUGCUCACCCAGGCUCUUCAUUGUGGGCCUUAAUUCUUUCAUGGGUCACAAAAGUAUGCAUGUGUUUUUAUUCUCUAGACCUGUUACACACUUAGUAUUCUAACUGCUGUUUAGGGAGCAGGUAUUAAUAACGUAUUCUUCAAGUUUGGUUUUCCUAUGUGUGGUUUCCUUGUGUGAAUGAGUGGUGGGUACUUUGAGACAUUAUUUCAAGUGAGUAAAGCCUAAAUUGUUGCAUUUUAUGCUGCUAUGAAUUGCAAAUAUUUGUUCUAAGUGCCUUUUCUUGGAAAAAGAGGGUAGCAGAUUAUAGUUUCCUUCUUUACUCUCAUGUUGCCUCACACUGAGUGAUAUGCUCCUUCCUGUGUAGAAUUAUUGUUUCUGCUUUUGCCUUUUCUGUAUCCGCACACAUGAUUUCUAGUCUCCCUUUGGUGAAAUGUCUAAAACUGAAAGUCUAGUAUAUAAAGUUCAGGAUUUGUGCAUUAACACUUGAAGCCACUUUUGUGAAGAUUGCUAGGGCUCAGAUAUGUAUUUGUAGUAGAAAAUGCAGAAUAACCCAGAGAAAUGAAGCCAGGAGCCCAAUUCCAGAGAGGAUAGGGGGCAGAAGAAAAGAUGCCUAGGUGGUAUAUUAUGUCUAGGAAACAAAGAGAGAAUCAGAGGUGGCUCUGUGCCCUGAAGAGAGCCUUGUGCACCUACUCCUGGCCUCUGAAGAGUGGGCUGGCACAGAGAGUAAUCGAAGCCUCUUUGGCAACCAGGAAUCAGCAGUCUAGUCUCUGGAUGCUUUCCUGAGCACUCUUUUCUUGUUUUCACCUGGUCUCUGUCUCACUCACCUACUUACUUUCUACAGCAUCCACCCCAUCCCCAAUUCCAGGCCCUCCCAUUUAUUCUUAAACUCUUUCACUUACAUCUUCACUUCCUGAUUCUAGUGUUGGUGUAUAGCUUGCUAUCUGUGGGCAUAUAUCCAUUUCUUGCACACAACUGCAUUUGUGUGUGUCUAAGCAUACAUGGGAAAUUUUCUGAAUAUAAGUACUUUUAUGUGGUUGUAUAUCUGUAGCUAUAUUUGAUAGACUAAGCAAGUAUGUAAAUAUGAGUGUUGCUUCUGGUGGGGGCAAUGACUGUGGCCUCAGGCUGACAUAGAAAGGAUAGUGGAAGAAAAGUUAAGUCCUCUUCUCCAGUCCCAUGCUUAGGCAGCCUUGUUUGAAGAAUGUCUUUCCUAACUCUUGGUUCAGACUGCUAUAACAAAAACUACAGACUAGAUGUCUUAAACAACAGACAUUUAUUUCCCAUCAUUCUGAAGGCUGAGAGAUCCAAGAUCAAGGUCCCAGCAGAUUCAGUGUUUGAUGAGGGCCUGCUUCCUGGUUUGCAGAUGGCUGUCUUCUUGCGGUGUCUUCACAUGGUACAGAGACAGAGCUCAGGUCUCUUCCUCUCUUAUAAAGGGUAUUAAUCCUGUCCUGGGGACUCUAUGCUCAUGGCUUCAUCUAAUCCUUAUUAGCUCUGAAAAAAGUCCCUACCUCCAACUACCAUGACACUGGGGAUGAAAGUUUCAACCUCUGAAUUUGGGUGGGACACCUUUAGUCUAUAGCACUUUCCUCUGAUUUAUGUAUAAAGGUGCUCCUAAUUUCUCUGCUUGCUCUCAGAGAAUUUCCUACUUCAAUCCCCUCAUUCCCUCUGGUUUUUCUGUUUUUUUUUUUCUCCAAGAAUGGAGAUGGAGAAGGGGGACUCUCUAAAUAUUUUUUUGCAGAACCAGUGACAAUCUUAUAAGUACACAUGAAUAAGUGAGCAGAGUAGGGUGAUAGAAAACAAACAAAGAGAGGAUAGCCAGGCUUCUCAGUACCUCUCUUAGAGCAAAUGGAAACACACAGUAAGUAGCUUUCUGCUUACAUGAUUUUCUGGAUCAUGUACAAAGAUAAUUUACAACCUGUUCUGAAACUUUGUCUUUUCACUAGCUGCAAGUGUGCCCCAACUACCCAGAGUGCAUCUGUGGUGGCAUAGGUGAAAACCACCGCUCCCUCCCACACUAAUUUGCCUGCACUGACACGGAUGGCUGCAUUUCUCUGGGUUACUAAGUUGUCCAGCACUAUGCUGCCCUUUCACUAUGUUUUGCUUUUAAAACAACUUUUUAGAAAACUUGAUUUGUAUUUUACUCAUUUUAAGCAUGUGAUACUAAAAAAAGAUGGAUUUUUAAAGCACUUCUGUUUUUAAAAUAGAAUAAAAAUAGAAUUUCCAAUUAAAUCAUGUGUAAAACUUAA